Messenger RNA from Cyclocybe aegerita, 1512 nucleotides. NCBI's taxonomy places the organism in Eukaryota, Fungi, Basidiomycota, Agaricomycetes, Agaricales, Hemipholiotaceae. The record is from the annotation of a GenBank genome assembly.
AUGACAAGCAACCCAGACGUACCUCCGUUCACCGGCUACGUCGAGACCACCGUUAACGCCCUCCGCCUCAUCCACGCUGCCCGUCAGGGCGUCAUUCCCCGCAUUACGCGCCGCCUCAACGACUCCGAACGCAGAACUAUGAUCAAGUCCGGCGCUGUCUUCGUCUUCAGCGUCGAAGAGAGCGGAAUCAAGCGUUGGACAGACGGACUCUUGUGGUCACCGUCUCGCAUCGUGGGGAACUUCCUCGUCUACCGCGAAAUUAACGAGAGGACAAGCAGCCGUGGAGCAAACAAGAAACCGUACCCAGGUGACGAGUCGCCAACUCGCGCUCUGGUUCGCAAGAGCUCCCCCGACCAAAUCGCGAUGGGCUUCAAAGGACACGGAGGAGGCGACACGGGGACAUUCAAAGCCGGUGGGUUGAUUAAAAAGACGAUUACUGUCACCAUCGAGGGUUCCGACCUGCACCUCAUCUCCUACUAUACUUCGGAAGACAUUCGCUCGGGAAAGCUCAAACGACCGUCCACCAGAAUCGACAUUAUGAGCCUGUACAUGCCACCUCAUAUCUUCCGUCUCACCAACUUCCGCGUCCCUCCCAAGGUAGAAAUAGGCCCCGACGGAAAACCUCGACUCGUCAGUGAAGCUGAAGACCUUGACCCAGUGGACUGCAAAGUUGAAGACAACGGCUAUGGAGUUCCCGCGUCGCCAACAUGGUCCUCCCAGGGUAGCCCGACGUCGCCAGUAGAAAAUCCCUUCGGAAGCAACUCCACCUACCCCCUAGGCUCGAACACCAACGGGAGCGGAGGGUCGUACAGGACGAUUGAUCGGUGGACCGCAAGUCAUGGGGACCCGCUGGGGCCGUCACUCCACCGCCAAGAUAUAGGCUGGUCGGCCUCGAAUGCGACACUCUCCUCCUCGCACACCAUGUCGCGCCGGCGGGAAGGCAGUCUCCUCCAGUCAGACAGUUGGCCGUCGAUCCAGUCGCAGUCGAGCCGUUGGCAGGGGUCGCCACACGAGUCGUCGACUACCGCAUCUGGCACCGGCGGCAUUUACCAGGACCGCACCCGCGUGCGGUCUGGCCACCCCUACGCGGACGACGGCCAGAUGAUGCACCGCCGGGACCACGAUAGCACACAGUCGAAUUACAGCUUGCAGGCGCGGUAUACAACGCCGCAUCCCACGGCGGCGAGGGAACAUGCCCUCCAGCGCUUACAUUGGCAUCCCCGAGAUACACCCGACACCACGCGCGACCUACGCAGAGGGACUCCUCAAUCAUCGACAUCUUUCUCGCCAUCGCCAACGUUGCCUUUCAGUCCUCAGGGCUACCACAAUACCACCACACCAACGUACACCUCGUCUUGGACACCGACUGACGCCAACCUUCUUACUACUCCAACAUUGCACUCGAUUUCUACUCAGCCAGCUAUUUCCUAUGAUGGAACUUACAAUAACAACGCUACCAGCAUCUCUCAUUCGGAGGAGUACUCGAACGUGGAGGAAUAUCGCGACUCGUAG